AUGGUUCUCAUAGCUGUGAAACAUUUAGAAAAAACUAUAUCAUUAAAUGAUGUGGAUAACGUAUCUAUACUUGGUUUGGAUCAAGGUUCUAUUUUACUCUUUUCUGCGACUAUUCUUUCUCGAAAUUCUUCUACACCACGAACAAUCAUUGGUGGUGUUCAAUUAAGUGAUGGUGAUCAAAAAAUAUAUCAUCGUCAUCCAUCAUGUGUGAAAGUUACUCAUGCUAGUAUUAAUGCAACACGAUCAUUAUGUUGCUUUGUAACACGUUCAGAAUCAUAUAAUUUUGAUGUAUUUGUUGCUGAAAUUGGUGCAUCGAAUUCAGGACGUUUAUUUUCACUUAAAUUAUCACGUACAAAUCCAAUUCGAGCAUAUCUUGCUCCUUAUGAUAUCAUUUUAUUACUUUAUCGAGAUGCUGUUAGUGUAUUUAGAAUACCCUAUAAUGACAAUGCUUUGGAUAAAUCAGUGGCUGUUGAUAGAGAUGCACAAAUAAGUGAAUGUAUUUAUUAUCAAUGGGAUACUAUUCAACAACGAUUACAUGUUAUACAGAAACGUUCAUCAACAUUAAUAAAUACAAUGGUAGUAAAUGGUUUCGAUGCAUUAGUCUAUACAGCUUAUACUAUAAAUUCAAAAGGUCAAUUUGAUAGUAUUAUGAAGGUUGAUUUUGAUUUUAAAUUACCACAAUCUUCAUCAACUCAUUCAAUUUUUGAAAUUUUAUCAAAUGAUACUAAUCUUUUUUUGUGUUGGCAAUCUGCAUUGAAAAAAGAAACUGAACAAGUUGAAUAUGCAGUUGUUUCACUUGGUCAUGGUCGCAGUCUUUAUGUAUCUAAACCAUUAAAUCAAGAACAAUGGGAAAUAUUUCAAUCACGUAAAGUUCAUUUUGGUCUUCUUGAUGGUGAUUAUGUUUUUGCUGUUUUACGUGGUGAAUUUAUUCAUUUACUUAAUUUUAAUGUUCAAUUAAAUUUUCUUAAUCAUCUUUUUUUUUCUAAUAAUAAAAUUAAUUUACCAUAUGAUACAAAAUAUACUACUCAACGUGGUCUUAUUACAAAAACAUCAACAUUACUUUAUGAAAAAAAAAAUCUUUUUACAUAUACUAUUGAAAUGUGUCCAGAGGAACUUAUUAAAGCAAUUUCAUCAACAAAUAUGGAAUCAAUUAUUGCAUAUUCAUUUGUUGCAGCAAAACAUAAUUCUAUUUCAGAACAAAUACUUAAACAAAUUUUAUUACAUAUGUAUGAUGAUUUAAAUACAAAAGCAUAUCUCAAAGAAAUUCUUACUGCAUUAAUCUUUCUUCGUCUUUCAAAACGAAUUCAUCAUAAUAAAUAUGCCUUAGUUUUUCCAGCAACAACAAUCAAUCAUCGUCAUACAAAUAAUAUAGAAGUAUCAAUUCGUGCAUUUGCUCAUCGUCGUGAACACAGUCCUGAACAUUGUGGAAUAAUAAAUAUUGAUAAAGAAUAUUGUGAUAAAUUUCGAUCAUUAUUUGAUUUUUCUCGGAAAUAUCGUCAUAGAGUUUCAUAUUAUCAUCCAAUAAUGCCAAGCAAUGAUGAUAAUGAAUUUAAAAAUGAUAUUUCAAAUGCAACUUCAUCACCACUACUAGAACGACGAUCAUCAAGUCCUGGAGUUUUUUCUUUAAGAAGAAAACGUGAAUCAACAUCAUUAUCUACUGAUACUAAUAUCAAUGAUAAUCCAAAAUCUUUUAUAUUAUUAGAUCCAAAAAAUAAAUUUCUUUUCAAUAAUGUUUCACAUGAAAUUCAGCAACUUCAUGUAAAUUGGGAACAAGGACGAAUCAAAGAACUUGCAUUUGAAUAUGUUCAAGCUACACAAGAUCAAUGUGAUAAUUUAAUUAAAUCAUUUACAGAUCUUGCCAAGUUUGAUCGAACACAAGCAUUAAUUGAUGAUGAUAAUGUACCGUCAUCAAUAAAAUACCAAUCACUUCUUGUAGUAAUUGAAAAAUUAUAUUUAGCUAUGGAUGAACUUGGAUUUUCACCUACGACUGAACUUCAACGAAUUUUACUUGAAAUAUCAUUUCGUGUUAUGCCAUUUGAUCGAUUUGUUGCUGCUAUUGAUCAAAAUAUUCUUACAUUAACAGAAGAAUUUGUUUCAAAAGUUAUUCUUGAAUUAGAUGAUGAUCCGAAAUCAUAUGCAAUGAAAGAACAACUUAUUUUUAUGUUACCAAAUAUUAAUUCGGAUUUACAUUCACGCUUAUUUGCUUUAAUAAAAAAUGAUCGUGCUAAACGAAUGACUGCGCAAUUACUUGUCACUCGAAGUUUUUCGACAGAUAGUAGAAGUAGGAAUACAACAGCUUAUGCUAGUUCAACGUCACAUGAAAUUGAUGAAAUGAUGGAUAUUAAUAGCAAUCAAAAUGGUACUAAUACUCAUAGUAGACUUGUUGAACAAGCUGUAGUCACCUUCUUUCGUGAUUGUAAUCAACGAGGAAUAUUGGACGAAGAUGAAAUGAGUCUAGUUAAAACUGGACUCUUUUCUUUGGCUUCAUCAGCACCAUAA
Molecule: messenger RNA, 2499 nt
Organism: Rotaria sp. Silwood1
Lineage: Eukaryota; Metazoa; Rotifera; Eurotatoria; Philodinida; Philodinidae
Source: the annotation of a GenBank genome assembly